This is a messenger RNA of Didymella exigua CBS 183.55, 529 nucleotides long. RefSeq lists its product as uncharacterized. The record is from RefSeq and is a predicted model, not a curated record. NCBI's taxonomy places the organism in Eukaryota, Fungi, Ascomycota, Dothideomycetes, Pleosporales, Didymellaceae. The transcript has a single exon. The coding region runs from base 92 to 373 and encodes 93 amino acids.
CGGGCAACUGACAUCGUUGGCACACACACUGGCAGGCAUAGGCCCUGCGGGCAUCGUCUGCAUCGUUUCUGCUUCUGCCGCGGCCCCCUCAAUGUCAUCGCAACAUCCUCGUCUGGAUCGUCGCUGCGUUGCUCAACGUCUGUUCGCGCGUGCUGCCGCUUGCGUGCAUUUUCUAGCAGAUUGCACCACGCCCACGACCGCCAGUUGUGCAGCUGAGAUGCUCUCCUCGCAAGAAUCAAUGGCCCUGCUUUCUUGCGGGGUGAUGACGGUGAAGAGCGGCCGUCUCUUUAACCUUGUUAAGCCCGCCCGGAAGGCUUUCCGCUUGGCGGGUGCUUCACAGCGGGCGGCUUUCGCUGCACUCUCCAAGUGGUGAGCGCCUGAUGCUGCUAUCUUCUACACAGCUUCGGUGCAGCUUCGACACGGUGCCUCGGUCGGCUCCGUUGCUAACCUGCUAGCCGGCCAUUCGCUGGCGGUCUUACGCUGCCCAUGGCGGACCUGACGCUAUCAGCGGUGGCGUUACAGAAGCUCG